Messenger RNA from Arctia plantaginis, 1440 nucleotides. The record is from the annotation of a GenBank genome assembly. NCBI's taxonomy places the organism in Eukaryota, Metazoa, Arthropoda, Insecta, Lepidoptera, Erebidae.
AUGAGCGGACGCCCUAGGACCACGUCAUUCGCCGAGGGCAGCAAAUCCGUUCGAAAGACUUUCGAAAAUCAACCACCGAAACCACCACUCGGAGGAGUUAAAAUCAGUAGCGACGUGGAUACACCUAAAAAGAUCGAGCUGGCUCCAGAUAAGAAGGCUACGCCCUCCCAUCGUAAGGACGGCUCCAAGGUGACGACCGUAGUAGCGACGCCGGGCCAGGGGCCCGACCGGCCGCAGGAGGUGAGCUAUGCUGACAUGAAACUCAUCGGAAACGGCAGCUUCGGCGUCGUCUACCAGGCUAAGUUAUGUGACACCGGUGAGCUUAUUGCCAUCAAAAAGGUGCUCCAGGACAAAAGAUUUAAGAAUCGUGAGCUUCAAAUCAUGCGACGACUAGAGCACUGUAAUAUUGUCAAACUGAAAUAUUUUUUCUACUCCAGUGGAGAGAAGGCGGCAGUGCCCGCAGCAGUGAGCUCAAUGUUAAACGCAAUGCAGUCUCUUGAUGUCGCAAAAGACGAAGUGUACCUGAAUCUGGUGCUGGAGUAUAUACCUGAGACUGUGUAUAAAGUGGCACGUCAUUACUCCAAAGAUGAACAAACCAUACCCAUUAGUUUUAUAAAGCUGUAUAUGUACCAGUUGUUCAGAAGCCUCGCGUACAUACACUCGCUGGGCAUCUGCCACCGAGAUAUCAAGCCACAGAAUCUAUUACUCGACCCGAAGACUGGCGUACUCAAACUUUGUGAUUUCGGCUCCGCAAAACACCUAGUUCGCGGCGAACCCAACGUUUCCUACAUUUGCUCCCGAUACUACCGUGCUCCAGAACUCAUUUUUGGCGCCAUUGAUUAUACCACUAAAAUCGAUGUCUGGAGCGCCGGGUGCGUUGUAGCGGAAUUAUUAUUGGGUCAACCAAUAUUCCCAGGCGAUUCUGGUGUCGAUCAGCUUGUUGAGAUCAUAAAGGUACUAGGUACACCAACACGAGAACAAAUUCGAGAGAUGAAUCCUAACUACACAGAAUUCAAAUUUCCACAAAUCAAGAGCCACCCUUGGGCAAAGUACAUGUUGGAGCGUAUGUCCACGCCCAAGUGUGCCACUGACCACCAGCGCAUCCGAGUGUUCCGCGCGUGCACGCCGCCGGACGCCAUCUCGCUGGUGUCGCGGCUGCUGGAGUACACGCCGGGCGCGCGGCUGUCGCCGCUGCAGGCGUGCGCGCACAGCUUCUUCGACGAGCUGCGCGAGCCCGCCGCGCGCCUGCCCAACGGGCGCCAGCUGCCGCCGCUGUUCAACUUCACGGAGUACGAGCUGAGCAUCCAGCCGUCGCUCAACGACUUCCUCAAGCCGAAGGCGGAGGCCCGCGAGGCGGCGGGCGGCGGGGGCGGGGGCGGGGGCGGCGCGGAGGCGGAGGCGCCGGCCGCGGGCUGCGCGGGCGCGGAGGCGCGCUCGUAG